This is a messenger RNA of Sander lucioperca (pikeperch), 1782 nucleotides long. RefSeq names its product peptidyl-prolyl cis-trans isomerase FKBP14-like. NCBI's taxonomy places the organism in Eukaryota, Metazoa, Chordata, Actinopteri, Perciformes, Percidae. The transcript is spliced from 4 exons. The coding region runs from base 130 to 771 and encodes 213 amino acids. Gene Ontology annotation, molecular function: peptidyl-prolyl cis-trans isomerase activity; calcium ion binding. The record is from RefSeq and is a predicted model, not a curated record.
CUGCAACAACACGUAUGAUUAAACGUCACUGCCACGUAGAGGAUCGCACGCUGGUUCUCAAAAUUUGCUCAAACAUUUUAGUUAGCUGUUUGUCGUGCUGUUUCUUCGUUAAGGUUUAAACGUGGCAGCAUGCUGCUGACCGUGCUGAGCUGCCUGUGCUCCUGCCUGCUGCUGCUGCUGCUGUCUGUCAGCGGGGGGAAGCUGCCUGAAGCUGAGGUGAACAUAGAAGUUCUGCACAGACCUUUUCUCUGUCAUCGAAAAUCAAAGUACGGAGACAUACUGCUGGUACAUCAUCAGGGAUACUUUGAGAAUGGGACCAUGUUUCAUGACAGUCGGACUGAAGGUGACAAACAGGCAGUGUGGUUUACACUGGGCAUCAGAGAAGUGAUCAAAGGCUGGGAUAAAGGCCUGCAGGACAUGUGUUCUGGAGAGAAGAGGAAACUCACCAUACCUCCAGCUCUGGCCUAUGGGAAGGAAGGAAAAGGUAAGAUCCCACCUGAAAGCACACUGACCUUCGUCAUCGAGGUGCUUGAGAUCAGAAAUGGGCCGAGGUCACACGAGUCCUUCCAGGAGAUGGACCUCAACGACGACUGGAGGCUCUCCAAGCAUGAGGUGAAAGUGUAUCUGAGGAAAGAGUUUGAGCGUCACGGCUACGCUCCCAACGACACUCUACACGAGAACAUGGUGGAGGACAUCUUUGCCAAAGAGGAUGAGAACAAAGACGGCUUCAUAUCGUCCCGAGAGUUUACGUACAAACACGAUGAACUUUAAAUUCUCUCCCAGUCCCACGAACCACUCACUUGCCCAUAGUAUCUUCCAGUUGUCAUUGAUUUUUUGGUGGAAAUACUUUUAUUUUAUUUUUUUUUAUUUUUAUUGUCAGCAUGAAUUUUAAUAGAAGCAUUGUGUUUGUCUUGUGUGUGACAUGUAAACUCCUCCUGUGGUGAGCUCUGAGCCGACGGGUUUGUUUCACUGAUGUUUUACUUUUGUUUACAUUUUUGUGUUUACUUCUGCAAGAGCCCAUUCCACUCUCCACUCUGUCUUGCAUAUCCCUUUUUAAGGAUUAAGGAUUUAAAUGUUAUGCAGUUAUCAUUGUCACCAAAUAUCAGAGGUUACAGACACAGAGCAAAUGAUUGUAGUGGCAGUGCAUCCUGUGGGCAGGCAAUGUAAGUAGAUUACAGUUGCCAAGUUUGGCUGUGAAAUUCCCCUUAAUGGAAAUAGUGUUGAUUUCCUUUACAAAAUGUUACCAGAUCAAUGUAGUUUACCUUUUGUGGGUCCAUUAGGACAGAAAGUGCUUUUGUAUUUUUUCCCUGUAUGGUAAACGAAUCAGUCCAUUUCAAAUAACUAUCGUCAUUACAUUUCAUUAAAUCAGGCCAAGUGUUAUCAUAUUGAUUAGUUUGUGUGUGUAUUUGAGUUAAGUCAUGACAAUGCCAAUUUUGAAUUUCUAUUCAAAAUGUGUAUUUUUAAAGAACAUCAGUGAUCAUCAGUUUUCCAUGGCAGACAUGAUGACUUGACAUAGCAGGAAAAGCAGGUGUAACCAAGAACAUAAUUGCGCAGUUUCAUUUUCUGUAAGUGCUCCCAGUAAGCCAGCAUACACCGUACUCAGGCCCUGGCACUGGUAAACCUAAAUGGAAUGCAGCCAGCAUUGACAUUAUUAGAGACACCUGUUUGCACAUGCGUACGCUGCAAUGUCAGUGUUGAAAGGAUAUAUUGUUCAGCCCUGCUCUGCAACAUCCAUGGAAUCUCAUUCAGAUUUUUGAUUAAAUUAAAAUUGACCCUACUGUG